This is a messenger RNA of Closterium sp. NIES-65, 960 nucleotides long. Lineage: Eukaryota; Viridiplantae; Streptophyta; Zygnematophyceae; Desmidiales; Closteriaceae. The record is from the annotation of a GenBank genome assembly.
AUGGCGGAUCACCCCGAGGACGAGGAGUUGGAAUUAACAUACGAAGUCGAAGAUGACGGAGACGCGUUAAAAGCAGGAGAAGGCGAAGCUCAUAACGAGGACGAAGAGCGGAAAGGUAGUGCUGGCGGCGGAGCAGCCGGAAGCGGCGGCAACGGCGACGGCGAGAACGUUAGUGGCGGCGGCAGCGGAGGCGACAGCGGUGAUGGCGGAGACCGAGGAGGCCAGGGGGGAGUUGAAGGGGCGAUCGCGCACAACGCGCAACCGGGAGGUAAUGCGCAAGAGCCGGCGGGGCAAGGGGGAAGCGUAGGCGGAACUUCAGGCGCGGACGGGAGUUCCUCCCAGGCGCAUCGUCCCGCGCAGGGGAUGGCGGGGCAAGCAGCAAGCGGAGGCGGAAACUCCGGCACGCAGCAGCAGCACGGCGGGGGAAUGGGUGGAAAUCCUGGGCAGAUGGCGCAAGGGGAAGGGCAGGGGGGUGGAGGGUUUCAGGGUCAAGGGGGAAUGGGUGGGAUGGGGCAAGGCGGGAUGGGGCAAGGUGGGAUGGGGCAGGGCGGAAUGGGGCCUGGCGGAGGGGGAAUGGGGGCCAUGGGCGCAGGAAUGGGUGGGGGGCAAGUUGGACCCGGCGGAAUGGGCUCAGGCGGAAUGGGGCAGGGGGGAGGCGGAAUGGGACAAGGUGGAGGCGGAAUGGGGCAGGGGGGAAUGGGAAUGGGUCCUGGCGGAGGAGGAGGCGGCGGAGGCGGCGGCGGGGGAGGCAUGGGCGGAGGCGGAGGCGGAGGGGGAGGCGGAGGGGGAGGGGGGUUUGAGGGGUUGGCGGUGUUUGUGGGGGACCUGCACUGUUCUUUGAAGAAAAAGCCACUGGGCGGUCUAAAGGGUACUGUCAGGUUGAUUUCGCAGAUGCAGCAGCGGCACGUGCUUGUAAAGAGAACAUGGCUGGGCGGCUCUUCAAUGGCCGCCCCUGUAUAG